AUGCAGGCCUCGGGACUUCGCCGAGUCGUGGUGACCGGGAUGGGUAUCACGAGCUGUCUUGGAAACGACCUGGAGACUGUCACCAGCAACUUGAAGGAAGCCAAGUCAGGGAUCCGCUUCCGCCAGGAGUUUGCCGACCUCGGCCUCAAGUCCAACGUGUGCGGGUGGCCUCAGCUCACCGAGGCUGACUUCAAGGAGCUCAUUCCCCGCCAGGCCCUCAGGUUCAUGGGCGGAAACGCAAAGUACGCGUACAUUGCCCUCAAGAACGCCCUCGACGAUGCUGGUCUCAAGGAGGCGGACUACCAGAGCAACCCCAGGUUUGCUUCCAUCCUCGGUCAGGGAGGAACUUCCAUCGAAGAUGUCGUAGAGACGGUUGACGCUGUCAAGAGCAAAGCUCCUCGUUGGGCCAACAAGGUCGGCCCUUACAGGGUCACUCGUACUAUGGGGUCCACUGUUUCUGCUGUUCUCUCCACGGCCUUCAAGCUUCAGGGCCCCUCCUUCUCCAUCUCUUCCGCCUGCUCUACCGGCGCUCACUGCAUCGGUGUUGGGAUGGAGCAAAUUCAGCUGGGCAAGGCUGAUAUCGCUGCAUGCGGAGCUGGUGAAAACGAUGCGUGGGAGUUCACGGCGAUGUUUGACUGCAUGGGAGCUCUCUCGACCAAAUACAACGACACGCCUGAGACUGCAUCUCGCGCCUUCGACAAGUCACGCGACGGCUUCGUAAUCGCCGGAGGAGGAGGCAUGCUUAUCCUCGAGGACUAUGAAAGAGCCAAGGCAAGAGGAGCGAAGAUCUAUGCGGAGCUUGUGGGGUACGGAGCAAACUCCGACGGCUACGACAUGGUGGCUCCUUCCGGCUUCGGAGGAGAGAAGUGCAUGAAGAUUGCGAUGGCCAUGGCGGACAAGUCGGCCAACGGAGCUCGCAAGAUCGACUACAUCAACACUCACGGCACCUCAACCCCCGUCGGCGACGCCAUGGAGCUUCAGGCCAUCAAGAGAACCUUCGUCGAGGACUCCUCCCGCGGGUACAGCCCGAUGGUGGGCUCAACCAAGUCGCUCUCCGGUCACUCGCUGGGAGCUGCUGGAGUGCAGGAGGCGAUCUACUCGCUUCUCAUGCUCAACAACGGCUUCCUGGCCGAGUCUGCCAACAUCAAGGAUCUGUGCGACGAGGCCGAGGGCCUCAACAUCCUGCGCAAAAGGUAUGACGGGCAGGUUUCGCGGGUUCUGUCCAACAGCUUCGGGUUUGGAGGAACCAACGCUUGCUUGAUCUUCGACAAGAUCUGA
Guillardia theta CCMP2712 is the source of this 1278-nucleotide messenger RNA. RefSeq lists its product as hypothetical. Gene Ontology annotation, molecular function: 3-oxoacyl-[acyl-carrier-protein] synthase activity. Lineage: Eukaryota; Cryptophyceae; Pyrenomonadales; Geminigeraceae. The record is from RefSeq and is a predicted model, not a curated record. Gene Ontology annotation, biological process: fatty acid biosynthetic process. The transcript is spliced from 4 exons. The coding region runs from base 1 to 1278 and encodes 425 amino acids.